AUACGAAAUUUCGGGCAAGGAGAGGCCUCUGUUAUAUGGUUCAGUUCGAAGUUGUGGCAAACACCUUUAUAGCUUGGUUUAUCUUUACUGCGGGGCCCACUAUGGGUUUGGAGUCAUGCUAGCUGAAGGGUCAAUACCCUUCUGAUACUGGAUUCUGCAUAUUCUGCUGCGACACAAAUUGACUGAUUGUUUUUCAAUAUCACUUUGCUUAGUUUCAUAUCUACCACGAAAACAUAUAACAAAUCUUUUCUCCCGUUGAGCCUAUCAAGAAGAUGAGAGCCUCUUCAUCAACGACCAACUCAAGCAGUAUGUCGCCAGGGGGGGAGCACCUGGUAACCCUCCCGCGACGUAAUCAGUUUCGUAUUCUUACUGACGGAAAGUCGGUCUUUACGCACACGGAUGCGCGCCAGGCAUACAGCGGCUGCAGCCACUGGUUCCAGUUCGGCACUCGGGAUGUCGUGGCACUGAGUUGCAGUUCAGGUGCCAUUCAGCUCUGGAAUUUCAGCCCCGGAAGCACGGAGCUGCUCGGAACGGUGGAAGGUGUGUGCAAUCAAGCUGUUGCAGCGAUGGUUGCACACCCUGGUAGAAACAGCAUUUUUGUAGCGACGAAGGGUUGUAUAAAGGAAAUUGACGUAGACAGCCGAGAGGUGAAGCAGACGAUCAAAACAAAAAAGGAUCCGGUCUUGCGUCUUGCCUGCGGUGAGGAUCGUCUAGUGGCUGCCUCCGCGACGAAAAUUCGGGUAUACUUACGAAAAUAACAUAAAAGUUUUCUUCUGGAAAAAAAGCUACAAAUAGUAAUCAAAUGUAUACUCUGAAAGGUCAUGCUGAGUUGAAUGCCGAGGUCUGAUCACUUCAUCGUCAAUAUUUUUGAUCUCACUGUUGCAUAAUAGUUAUGGAUGACAAUAACCUAACCUAACCUAAUACGUUUUCUUCUGUCCAGGUAUUCACAGUAGCAGAUGGUGCAUGUAUUGAUAAACAUGCGUCGACGCUGCAUGCGUGCACAGAUAUUGCACUCAUGGGAACGAAAAUUGCCGCGUGUGACUCAAGCGAAACCAUCACAAUGUACACUACUACUGCAAAAUUUUAUGUUGAAGAUCGUUAGUUGUAUCUAUUGUGAUAGCUGUGGUCGCCGGUGUCGAGAAGAACUUUCACACCCCUUUUCAUUAUAGCUGGUGCACACAAAAAAAUUGAUGUCGCUCUGCGCAAAUCCCACAGAAAAAGUUUGGAUUGAUUGAAUCUUCUCUACAACGUCCACUUUAGAUACGACUAUGCGGACUCAUCGUUUAGCAGCAGCCUGCGAACGAGUGGACAAACGCCCUUGCGACGGUUGACGCAAAGCGGAAGCGCGCUUGUCGCUUUGAGUGCGGACGCCACGCGUGGUUUUUUCUGGAAUAACGUAACGGCAACAAAAAACAAUGUUCCACUUGCGGCGUCCAGCGAGUUCGAGGCAGAGGAACCAGUACUGCAUCAAAUAUUAUGCACUCUAGAAUAUAUUGUGUAUGUGUUUUACCAGCCGUCCUUGAGGUCCAUCAGCUAUCCGCUUGACAUUGUCGAUAGCAACGGCUUCUCGUUCUCCUCGUAAAUUGAUUGUCUUUUGAACACUUCAGAUUCUGAGUUUGCGACUGACCGAUGGACGUGCUGGGAGCGGCAUUGCUGUGCUUGGCGCAGCGAUCCAUCCGGGCGUUGUGGAAGUAGAAGAUUUUCGUGCGAAGGGACUCGUGUUACGACGCGGCACUGCCAGCAAGCGCGCUUUGGCUGGUGAUGUCGAAGAAACGACGCGACCCGCCAAAGUGCAGGUUACCGCUGCGACGAAAGUGGCAAAGAGCGGAGCCCAGCCGCUUAUCACCGAGGUCGCGCGGCAAGAAAUGCAACGGGCAGAAGCGGAAAUCGCAAGUCAGCGCGUCGAGCAGAAAAAAUCCAUAGCUGGCGUUGUGUCUCUGGCGCCUUUGGUUCGCCAGUACUUGAAGUCGCAGGAUGCUACCGGUACUCAGUCUAUUUUGCACCAACCGCUAAAUCUUCUACAGGUGAUAAGUAUACGUAAAGAAUCUCAACUGAUGCUUCCGACCUCAUGUUUCGACAAUACUGAAGACAGGCUUCUCAUCAUUCUAAUGCCCUUGAAAAUACAACACAACAGUACUUGCGUCGUGUCUCGCGCAAGCGGAUCGCAAAGUUGUCACGCGUUCCUGCCAGGAACUCACUGGACAGGAGGCCUUCGCGUGGUCGCUCGAGUGUCAGCGAUUACUUUUCACACAACCGAGCAAAUGCAGCUUGCUCCUGGAGUGGGUACGACAGGUGCUAACGCAGCACUGCAGCUUCCUGCUGAGCAACCCAGAACUGAAGACUCAGCUGCAGCCACUCUAUCGACUAGUUCAAGAAAGGUUGGAAGCCAGUGAACCUCUCCAAAGGAUUCAGGUACCCACAUGACUUGUGAAACGAAAUACCUUGCGCUCUUGGCAUUUGAUAUCGUUUUUCUAAUUCAGCUCUUCCUUUCAACAAACCGAAUUGACGCAUCCAUUUUUCCCCCUAUCGUUCAGUCAGGACUAUCAAUUACUUACGGAACUUGAAAAUUUUUGUUACCUCCAGGGCAAGAUCGAUUUGUUGCUCUGCACUGCUCGCGAGCGAAUGCAAGCUCCAGAAACGCAGGAACCGCUUCGGAAAUUCGAAGAAGGAGCUGAGGAAAUUAGCGACGCCGCCGAGGCAGAUGAGGCCUCGGAGGACUCCUCAGACGGUGAUGAUGACACAGACCCAUUAUUGGAUGACGACGAUUUCCCACUCGAGGAGUUCAUGUAAGUCGAAGAAAGGCUCCGUUCAUCUUACGUACUUACGCUGCUUCUUUCUCUGCCUGUAGAUAAUUUCGCUUGAAUGUUAUGGUCCAACGCAGAACGUGGGUAUGCCGCGACAGAUUUGACGAGCAUUGUUAAAAAAAGCGCACUCAAUGAAGUGUAAUCGGGAAACCUAGAAAUCGUAGAAUGGGUCCUUUAUUG
Amoebophrya sp. A25 is the source of this 2984-nucleotide messenger RNA. NCBI's taxonomy places the organism in Eukaryota, Dinophyceae, Syndiniales, Amoebophryaceae. The record is from the annotation of a GenBank genome assembly.